Molecule: messenger RNA, 264 nt
Organism: Trypanosoma grayi
Lineage: Eukaryota; Euglenozoa; Kinetoplastea; Trypanosomatida; Trypanosomatidae
Exons: 1
Coding region: 1-264 (87 amino acids)
Source: RefSeq, a predicted model, not a curated record
AUGCACUCGGCGAUGCGUCGCGACGAGACGCUCCACCACGAGGAGUGGCUACAGCUCCGCGGCGCGAUGGGUCUGCAGCGCGUGAGCCGCGCCCCAUUCGGUGAUACACCCUGUCGGGCGGCGGCGGCGGCGGCGGAGACCGAAACACCGGAGAGACAGCACGACAGGCGGUGCGACACUACGUUGCGCAUGUCACCGAUUUGUGCUGGUCUAUUGUUAAUUUUCCUUUGCUGUGUAAUUGGCAUUGUGUUCUCUUAUUGUUGA